Molecule: messenger RNA, 3474 nt
Organism: Oncorhynchus keta (chum salmon)
Lineage: Eukaryota; Metazoa; Chordata; Actinopteri; Salmoniformes; Salmonidae
Product: C-C chemokine receptor type 4-like
Exons: 2
Coding region: 246-1277 (343 amino acids)
Biological process (GO): chemotaxis; immune response; G protein-coupled receptor signaling pathway
Cellular component (GO): membrane
Molecular function (GO): chemokine receptor activity
Source: RefSeq, a predicted model, not a curated record
UUAGAGGGCCAUUACAGGAAACCCACAUUUACACCUCAGCCUGCUCAAUGCAGAAAUGAAAAGAAAUAGUUAUCUAGAGCACACCUUACUAGAAAAAAGUUGCAGUCAUUGGUACAAAAGAAUAGAGUAGAGAAAAGAAAAAGAGUAGUUUCCCAGCCAGACUGUUUCAACCAGCACACACGUUAUCACCAGAGGGAAGGUUACAGCAUUCAACCUGUACAUCAGAAAAGAAGAUAUUGGGUAAGAUGAACACACCCGAGGCCACCAGCACAGACAAUUACUAUGGCAGCUAUGAAAGCCCUUGUAGCACUGGCACCAGUCUAACCCAAGGGUCCAACUACCAGCCCAUUCUCUUCUACCUGGUGUUCACCCUGGGUCUGACAGGCAACAGUCUGGUGCUCUGGGUCCUCCUCAAGUACAUGAAACUGAAGACAAUGACAGACAUCUGUCUGCUGAACCUAGCCCUAUCUGACCUGCUCCUCUCCCUCUCCCUGCCUCUCUGGGCCUACCACGCCCAGGGUCAUGAGUUUGAAGGGGACAGUCCGUGUAAGAUCAUGGCUGGUGCCUACCAGGUGGGCUUCUACAGCAGCAUCCUGUUUGUGACCCUGAUGAGUGUGGAUCGCUACCUGGCCAUCGUUCACGCCGUGGCCGCCAUGAGGGCCAGGACGCUGCGCUAUGGAGCGCUGGCGAGCAUCAUCGUCUGGGUAGCGUCCAUCAGCGCUGCUCUCCCUGAGGCCAUCUUCGUAGCGGUGGUGAGGGAGAAUGACGAGAACAGUGGUACAAGUUGCCAGCUGAUUUACCCAGAGAACACAGAGAAGACAUGGAAGUUGUUACGGAACUUUGGUGAAAACGGAGUGGGGCUCGUCCUAUGUCUGCCCAUAGUGGUCUUUUGUUACAUCUGUAUUCUCACUGUACUACAGAGGUUAAGGAACUCCAAAAAAGACAGGGCCAUGAAACUGAUAUUCGCCGUCGUGGGUGUGUUUGUAGUCUCCUGGGUCCCUUACAACGUUGUGGUUUUCCUCCAGACCCUUCAGAUGUUUGACAUUGGGAAUAGCUGUGAGGCUUCAACACAGCUUGAUACAGCUAUGGAGGUGACAGAAACCAUAGCGCUGGCACACUGCUGUGUCAACCCAGUCAUUUAUGCUUUUGUAGGAGAGAAAUUCAGAAAGUGUUUGGGCACUGUGCUCUCUAGAUAUCCACUGUGUAAAAAGCUCGGCAAACAUGCAAUGGUGAGCAGCAGAGGAUCAGAAAACGAGACUUCUAACACACCUGUGUGAUUGUACUGCUGAAAGACAAUACUUCCAUUGCUGAAAACCUAUUUGAUGCAUUUUCAUUGACAAAAAACACUUCAUUUGGAAAGCAGCAAGUAGAGCAGAAGACCAAUUUCUGUGUCGUGUGGAAUAAUGAAGUAUUCUUCUGAACACAGACUUGCAUAUAAAUGAAGUGUAACUGUAUAAUAUUUAACUUUAAAUGUACAGUGCCUUGCGAAAGUAUUCGGCCCCUUGAACUUUGUGACCUUUUGCCACAUUUCAGGCUUCAAACAUAAAGAUAUAAAACUGUAUUUUUUUGUGAAGAAUCAACAACAAGUGGGACACAAUCAUGAAGUGGAACGACAUUUAUUGGAUAUUUCAAACUUUUUUAACAAAUCAAAAACUGAAGAAUUGGGCGUGCAAAAUUAUUCAGCCCCCUUAAGUUAAUACUUUGUAGCGCCACCUUUUGCUGCGAUUACAGCUGUAAGUCGCUUGGGGUGUCUCUAUCAGUUUUGCACAUCGAGAGACUGAAAGUUUUUCCCAUUCCUCCUUGCAAAACAGCUUGAGCUCAGUGAGGUUGGAUGGAGAGCAUUUGUGAACAGCAGUUUUCAGUUCUUUCCACAGAUUCUCGAUUGGAUUCAGGUCUGGACUUUGACUUGGCCAUUCUAACACCUGGAUAUGUUUAUUUUUGAACCAUUCCAUUGUAGAUUUAUGCUUUAUGUUUUGGAUCAUUGUCUUGUUGGAAGACAAAUCUCCAUCCUAGUCUCAGGUCUUUUGCAGACUCCAUCAGGUUUUCUUCCAGAAUGGUCCUGUAUUUGGCUCCAUCCAUCUUCCCAUCAAUUUUAACCAUCUUCCCUGUCCCUGCUGAAGAAAAGCAGGCCCAAACCAUGAUGCUGCCACCACCAUGUUUGACAGUGGGGAUGGUGUGUUCAGGGUGAUGAGCUGUGUUUUUUUAUUUUAUUUUACCUUUAUUGUGUUGCUUUUACGCCAAACAUAACGUUUUGCAUUUUUGCCAAAAAGUUCAAUUUUGGUUUCAUCUGACCAGAGCACCUUCUUCCACAUGUUUGGUGUGUCUCCCAGGUGGCUUGUGGCAAACUUUAAACAACACUUUUUAUGGAUAUCUUUAAGAAAUGGCUUUCUUCUUGCCACUCUUCCAUAAAGGCCAGAUUUGUGCAAUAUACGACUGAUUGUUGUCCUAUGGACAGAGUCUCCCACCUCAGCUGUAGAUCUCUGCAGUUCAUCCAGAGUGAUCAUGGGCCUCUUGGCUGUCUUCUCCUUGUAUGAGCUGAAAGUUUAGAGGGACGGCCAGGUCUUGGUAGAUUUGCAGUGGUCUGAUACUCCUUCCAUUUCAAUAUUAUCGCUUGCACAAUGCUCCUUUGGAUGUUUAAAGCUUGGGAAAUCUUUUUGUAUCCAAAUCUGGCUUUAAACUUCUUCACAACAGUAUCUCGGACCUGCCUGGUGUGUUCCUUGUUCUUCAUGAUGCUCUCUGCGCUUUUAACGGACCUCUGAGACUAUCACAGUGCAGGUGCAUUUAUACGGAGACUUGAUUACACACAGGUGGAUUGUAUUUAUCAUCAUUAGUCAUUUAGGUCAACAUUGGAUCAUUAAGAGAUCCUCACUUCAUGAUUGUGUCCCACUUGUUGUUGAUUCUUCACAAAAAAAUACACUUUUAUAUCUUUAUGUUUGAAGCCUGAAAUGUGGCAAAAGGUCGCAAAGUUCAAGGGGGCCGAAUACUUUCGCAAGGCACUGUAUUUUGAUGAGCUCUGACUAUUUGCUAAAGGGUGAUGGGCUGUUUAUGUUUUGAUUACCCAUGUAUGUAUUUCAUGUACAGUACAGGCCUGCACACAAUGUUGCUGUAACAUAAUAUCAAUAUGAUUUGCAUAGAGAUUAUCUCAAUUUCUAUUCUUAUUGUAUGCACACGUUUUUGUUAUAACAUUAAAACACAACCAGGGGCAGGGUUGUGGCCAGAGGAGUGCUGCUGGAUGGCCGGUGGCUAUCUGGCUACUCAUUGGCUACAUUUGCUGGCCAAAUAUUAUUUUGGUAGAAUUUUGACCCUCCUUUUAUUGAGGACCUGUUUUGGUAUUAACUUGAACUUGGACAUCAAAUCAGGAAUUUGACCUUUUGAAUUAUUUUGAACUUUGUUGGCUGAGUAGGUAUUUGUGUUCCUUUCGGGAGGGUUUUUUUAAUCAAUAAAUAAGCCUGUGCAUUUUGUUGUACUGAAAUA